Molecule: messenger RNA, 645 nt
Organism: Dibothriocephalus latus
Lineage: Eukaryota; Metazoa; Platyhelminthes; Cestoda; Diphyllobothriidea; Diphyllobothriidae
Source: the annotation of a GenBank genome assembly
ACCGUGGCGGCGACGAAUAUGAAUGAGACUAGCAGCAGAUCCCAUGCGGUCCUCACUCUUCUCGUCACGCAACGAGAGUCCGACGGCACAACAGAUACUGUGGGCGAAAAGGUCAGCAAAAUCAGCUUGGUGGAUCUGGCGGGAAGCGAGAGAGCCGAUGCAACCGGCGCGAAGGGAACUCGUUUAAAAGAGGGUGCGAAUAUUAAUCGUUCGCUGACAACACUUGGCAAAGUCAUUGCCUGCCUAGCCGAAAUGGCGACUUCGAAGAAAAAGAAGAACGACUUUAUUCCCUACCGAGACUCUGUACUCACAUGGUUGCUGCGCGAAAACCUUGGCGGUAAUUCGCAGACUAUGAUGCUCGCGACCCUCUCGCCGGCGGAUAUCAACUAUGAUGAGACCCUGUCCACGCUGCGCUACGCGGAUCGAGCUAAGCAGAUUGUCUGCAAGGCGGUCAUCAAUGAGGACCCGAACGCUCGCAUGAUUCGGGAGCUGAAAGAGGAGGUAAAACGUUUGCGCGAAAUACUCCGGCUGGAGCGAAGCACUAUCGGUACCGAGAGACAUAUUGGCAAUCCCUACCGGUUUCGCGACAACUGGAUCCCUACCGGAGACCUUUGUUUGGUUGUCGGCAUAUCAUUGCGACGAUAA